CAGGGCAGAGGACAGGGGUCACUGCUGACAGGGCAGAGGACAGGGGUCACUGCUGACAGGGACAGGGGUCACUGGACAGGGCAGAGGACAGGGGUCACUGCUGGCAGAGCAGAGGACAGGGGUCACUGCUGGCAGGGCAGAGGACAGGGGUCACUGCUGGCAGGGCAGAGGACAGGGGUCACUGCUGGCAGGGCAGAGGACAGGGGUCACUGCUGGCAGGGCAGAGGACAGGGGUCACUGCUGGCAGGGCAGAGGACAGGGGUCACUGCUGGCAGGGCAGAGGACAGGGGUCAGGGCUGCUGGCAGGGCAGAGGACAGGGGUCACUGCUGGCAGGGCAGAGGACAGGGGUCACUGCUGACAAGGCAGAGGACAGGGUCACUUGGCAGGGCAGAAAACAGGGGUCACUGCUGGCAGGACAG
Molecule: messenger RNA, 420 nt
Organism: Staurois parvus
Lineage: Eukaryota; Metazoa; Chordata; Amphibia; Anura; Ranidae
Source: the annotation of a GenBank genome assembly